Molecule: messenger RNA, 1819 nt
Organism: Conger conger (European conger)
Lineage: Eukaryota; Metazoa; Chordata; Actinopteri; Anguilliformes; Congridae
Product: C2 domain-containing protein 5-like
Exons: 16
Biological process (GO): positive regulation of vesicle fusion; protein localization to plasma membrane; positive regulation of D-glucose transmembrane transport
Cellular component (GO): plasma membrane
Molecular function (GO): calcium-dependent phospholipid binding; calcium ion binding
Source: RefSeq, a predicted model, not a curated record
UGUUUCAGACGAGCCGGAGACGCGGGACGCCUGGUGGGAGGAGAUCCGGCAGGAGAUCAAAUCUCACGCCCGGGCGCUGGGCUGCCACGCUGUGCUGGGCUACAGCGAGUCCACCAGCAUCUGCGAGGAGGUGUGCAUCCUGUCAGCCUCGGGCACCGCGGCAGUGCUCAACCCCAGGUCCAUGCAGGAGGGCGGCCUGGACGGCUACAGUGACCCCAGCAGGUUGUCCCGGCAGCCGGCCGCCUUUUCCGCAGGGUCAGAGAAGGGCGAGUUUGAUAUUUUCCCUCAGAGCAAGGAUAUUUCUGCCCCACUAGGGCUGGAGGACCCCUCGCCCCCCAGCUGCGGGUUCUGCCACAUCCCGUACGACGAGCUCAACAUGCCCUUCCCCGCGCAGCUGACCUACUGCUACAGCUGCCGCCGGCAGAAGGUUCCGGACGUGCUCUUCACCACCAUCGACGUGCCCGCGGAGGCCGCUGUGACGGGGAAGGGCUGCCUCAUCCACGCCAGGCUGUGCCGGCUGAAGAAGAAGGCGCAGGGGGAGGUGAACGCCACGGCCAUCAGUAACCUGCUGCCCUUCAUGGAGUACGAGCUGCACACGCAGCUGAUGAACAAGCUGAAGCUGCGGGGCAUGAACGCGCUCUUCGGCCUGCGCAUCCAGAUCAGCGUGGGGGAGAACAUGCUGGUGGGGCUGGCGUCUGCCACAGGGGUAUACCUGACAGCCCUGCCCACCCCGGGAGGGAUACAGGUGGCCGGUAAAACCCCCAGUGACAUCACGGGCGAGCAGCACAUCUCCAACAUGCAGAAGAAGAUUAACGACACCAUCGCCAAGUACAGGGAGCUCUAUGAGAUCAACCCGCCGAAAUUAUUUGCGCUGGAUCCCGAGGCCUUCACAGGCAUUCCUACGGAGGUGGUGGAGGAGGUGAUCGGCUCGCCCAUCCCGGAGCCGCGGCAGCGCACCCGGCUCUUCCGGUCGCACUCGGAGAGCUCCGACGAGGCCUCGGAGCUCGACCUCUCGCACGGGAAGAAGGACGCCUUCGUGCUGGAGAUUGACGACACGGACGCGGUGGAGGACAUCCAGAGUCUCCUCACGGACGCAGCCACGCCCGCAGGUUUUUACAGUUGCAAUACAGAGACCAUGCCUGGGAUAUACAACUGGACGUCAGGUUUACAGAUGUUUACCUCGGUGAGAGUGUUCAGGUUGAACAACGCCAAUCUGACCAAUCAAGGACUCAACAAGAUCUUUAACGACCUGUGUGAGAACCUGCUCAAGAGUUUGUACUUUAAGCUCCGCUCCAUGGCCCCGUGCUGUCUCUGCCAUCUCAACUUCACUGUGGCGGUGCCUGAGGACGAGCUCAUUCAGGUGGCCGUCACUGCUGUUGCCAUGACGAUCGACAAAGACCAGACCCAAGAAAACUGGAAACUCGGUGCCGACAAAACCCACAUGAAAGCGAUAGCUGAGAACGAGGACCAGCUGCAGUUCCCCCUGGAGCUCUGCGCCGACAGUCCGUCCACACACCCCCUCUCGUCCAGCAGAGGGCUCCAGGAGAGCGCCAAUGCGCACACCACCCCCCGAGCCUCGUCUCUGGAGAAGGCCAGUCCGCUGCCCGAGGGCCGGUCUCGGUCGCUGCGCUCCACGCGCUCCUACCCCACACGGCACCGCCGAGAUGACCCCCGCACAUGUCCCUUCAUCCCCGGCACCAGAUCAUCAACGGAGGUGUUCGCGAUGGUGCGGGCUCACGUGGCGGCGCUGGGCGGGAACGCUGUGGUGUCCUACAGCAUGAAGGAGUGCGUCUUCAUGGAGAACCCCAACAAGAACCAG